Messenger RNA from Oryctolagus cuniculus (rabbit), 5074 nucleotides. RefSeq names its product cell division cycle 14B (gene CDC14B). The record is from RefSeq and is a predicted model, not a curated record. Gene Ontology annotation, biological process: protein dephosphorylation. NCBI's taxonomy places the organism in Eukaryota, Metazoa, Chordata, Mammalia, Lagomorpha, Leporidae.
CGGGCGGCGGGCACCUGGGGGCGGGCUGGGGGGCGCCGGCCGCGGCAGGAGGCGCUGUAGCGAGGGCUGCGGCGCGGGUCCCGCUGCGGCCGCGGGAGGGAGCGGGGCAGGCGCCGUGGGCCGGGCCCCUCCUCCGGCUCCUGCGCGGCCGCCUCCCAGCAGGCUCGGCCGGCGCCUGCUGCUACUGUCCCCGCAGCGCUGCUGCUCCGCGCCUGCCGCCCCGAGCGCCCGCGCGCGGGACUGGCGGGGGCCUCGGCGGACAAGCGGGCGCGCGGGGCCAUGGUCGUGGUCCCCUGACGGGCCGCGGCCGCCUCCAUGAAGCGGAAGAGCGAGCGGCGGCCGAGCUGGGCCGCCGCGCCCCCCUGCUCGCGGCGCUGCUCGUCGACCUCCCCGGGCGUGAAGAAGAGCCGCAGCUCCACGCCGCAGGAGCUGCACCGCCUGGACCAGGACGACCUGUACCUGGACAUCACCGAUCGCCUUUGUUUUGCCAUUCUCUACAGCAGACCAAAGAGUGCAUCAAAUGAACAUUAUUUCAGCAUAGAUAAUGAACUUGAAUAUGAGAACUUUUAUGCAGAUUUUGGACCACUCAAUCUGGCAAUGGUUUACAGAUAUUGUUGCAAGAUAAAUAAGAAAUUAAAGUCCAUUACAAUGCUAAGGAAGAAAAUUAUUCAUUUUACUGGCUCAGAUGAGAGAAAACAAGCAAAUGCUGCUUUCCUUGUUGGAUGCUAUAUGGUUAUAUAUUUGGGGAGAACUCCGGAAGAAGCAUAUAGAAUAUUAAUCUUUGGAGAUACGUCGUAUAUCCCUUUCAGAGACGCUGCCUAUGGAAGCUGCAAUUACUACAUCACACUGCUUGACUGUUUCCAUGCAGUAAAGAAGGCAAUGCAGUAUGGCUUCCUUGAUUUCAACACAUUUAACCUUGAUGAAUAUGAGCACUAUGAAAAAGCAGAAAAUGGAGACUUUAAUUGGAUAAUACCAGACCGAUUUAUUGCCUUCUGUGGACCUCACGCAAGAUCCAGGCUUGAAAGUGGUUACCACCAACAUUCUCCUGAGACUUACAUUCCCUAUUUCAAGAAUCACAAUGUCACUACCAUUAUUCGCCUGAAUAAAAAGAUGUACGAUGCUAAGCGCUUUACAGAUGCCGGGUUCGAUCACCAUGACCUUUUCUUUGCGGAUGGCAGCACCCCUACCGACACCAUUGUCAAAGAAUUUCUGGAUAUUUGUGAAAAUGCCGAGGGCGCCAUUGCAGUUCAUUGUAAAGCUGGCCUCGGUCGAACAGGCACCCUGAUAGCCUGCUACAUCAUGAAGCAUUACAGGAUGACAGCAGCCGAGACCAUCGCGUGGGUCCGAAUCUGUAGGCCCGGCUCGGUGAUUGGGCCUCAGCAGCAGUUUCUGGUGAUGAAACAAGCAAGCCUGUGGCUGGAAGGGGACUAUUUCCGACAAAAGUUACGGGGGCAGGAGAAUGGACAACACAGAACCUCGCUCUCCAGACUCCUUUCUGGUGUCGAUGACAUCUCAAUAAAUGGGGUCGAGAACCGAGACAAGCAGGAAGCAGAACCGUACAGUGAUGACGACGAAAUGAAUGGCGUGACACAAGGUGAUAGACUUCGGGUUCUGAAAAGCAGAAGACAAUCAAAAGCAAAGGCUGUCCCCCUCACAGUAAUUCUGCAGUCCAGUGUUCAGAGCUGUAAAACGUCUGAACCUGACGCUUCUGGCAGUGCAGGCAUUACUCACAGAACCACCAGGUCUGCUUCAAGGAAAAGCAGUUUUAAAAGCCUGGUUCCGCAGAGGGGCAGAAGGAAAAGGAGUGCUUUGCGACCAAUGCCCUUGACGGCAUUCUGUCCCUCCGUUUCAAGGACUAAAGCAGUCCUGCGUUAAGUCAAACCUGUGGCCCGAACAGAAGGAAGAGUCCGGGCACCGCAGGCUGCGACCAGACUUAGCACAAUUUACACCCGAACAAAACGCAGAAUUGCAACAGCCUUAGUUGCUUUCCACCUAAGAAGUCGAUUUCAGUGAAGACACCGUGCACUGGAGUUGGAUCCAUAACUCCCCCACGUUGGGGUGCGAGCGGACGCCUUGAAGAAGGGCCCAGCUCUGUAGAGCAGGCUCAUGUUGAACCACAGAAAAGCUGUCAUAAAUGUAGUCUCAGGUGUGAAUCCCCAGGCCCUCUGUUGUGCAGGGAGCUGCCCCGCCGGUGAGGUGCAGGUGCGUGCUGGCCGGAGGCUGCCGUGCAGGUUCCUCGUGUAUUUAUUUUCUGUUCACCCCGUGGCCCCGUGUCCACAUUCCUGAAGACGAAACGGUACUUCCUGUCAUGGGACACGAUUCGGUUUGCGCGUCCUCACCUUACCCUCGGUUAAUAGUGUUGGGUGGUUACUCUGUGAAGUACCCACACUGCUUGUCUCCCACCAAAGAGUGCUUUAUUAACGUGUCUGUGGAAACCAGAUGUGCACCCGGGACGCGCGUCGUACAGAGCAGUCCUCUGCCAGCCCACAGCGCGCAGACUCGGAGGCGAAGCCGGCUCUGGCUGGAAGAUGGUUGCAAGCCAUUCCUUUUUAUGUCACGCAGGAACUGACGGAGCACAAGGCUACCCUUUCUUUGGUUGCCCUUCAAAUCAUGUUUCCUUCCGUGCAUAAAAAAGAAAAGCACCCACGCUAUUGGGUUCCGCGCUUGGAAAGAGCAGUCCUGAACAGUAGUGGCUUUCAAAACAAAACAGAACAUAAGACGUUGAUGCCUUUGAAAAUUUAGUCUUUCUCCGUGACAGCGUGGAAUGUUUUCUCCUGGGAGCUGCCCGAGGCUGCCCGCACACCCUUGUGGUGAGAGAACUCACUGUUGCCUUGGGUUCGGGAAUCCGCCGGGAACUCCAAGCAGAGUGCCUUCUGCCCUCAGCCCCUGACACGCAGCAGGGCUGUGACAUCAAGCAAUCGCACAACUCCAGUUUAUUUGCUGCUAAAAAAAAAAACCACCGGGGUCCCUACCGCAGGAACGUUCUGCAGUCGCCUUGGGUGCUGCUGGACGAAGGAGUGUUGGUUUUAGUUCCUGGGAAACAGCUCCUGCCUGCCCCGGGCUGGAGCGUGAGGGAUGCACUGUUGAAAGGCAGCGGAGAGGCAAAAGGCAGGAUGAAUGUCCAGGCCGAGCAAGGCCGUUCCGUUUAUAAAGCUGCCUUUGCCACAGAGCUAUUAGGAGUAAGAAGUGGUUGGGAUGAGCAGGUUAGUCUUAACACAGCCGGUCAUGGCCAGGCGGUGGCUACGUCUCGGCGCUGCUCCCAUGGGUAGCAGGCGGAUUGCUGGACAUGGCCAGCGUCUUAGCCUGGCAGGUGCCCUUUCUCCACUGCUGGCUCUCAGGUCACAGAACAGCAGUGGUUCUGUGUCCUUAGAAACCAGCAGGUGUAAGGUUUGGGUGGGAGGAGGAACCUCCCACUCGCUGUGUUGUGCCAAGAGGUGAUGCCAAGUAUCCAGACUGUUCCAAGCAUGAAACAUGGAAUUCUCAGGGCACCUUUCUUCCCUUACUCCUGUCAGGGCCGUCCCCUCCUCACGUGACCCAGGGAGCGAGGAAGGCCCAGCUCCCCCAUCCCCCACCCACCCCCGUAAUCCUUCUGGAUUUGGCUUUGUGUCCAUUGGAACCAGGCCACAGGCUACUCGGGCUUGGCCAAGAGUGGGACGUUAGGGCUUCGCUGUUUACUGUGUCACUUUUGUAUUGCAUAGUUGCCUUCUUGUGUUCCCAGCUAGCACCGCCAUCACUGUGCCCUGCUAGGAAAGCCUUGUAGUGGCUUUGCUUGCCGGAGACUGGGGAGGCGGUCGGGAAGCCUUCCCGGGAGCGCCGGGUGGCCGAUCGCACAGCAGCGGGCACACUUUGACUAGGGCCGUGGUUGGAGUCCAGGGAGGCUCUGAAUCCGAGCUGUGGAAGGGUCUUCCUGCCACGAAGAAGAGCAGACCCUCCCUCACCCAGGGGGAACCCUGGAACACCCCGCAGCUUCUGAGGUUCUCACAUGGAGUCCUUGUCGCGCCUGUCAGACCCGCAGGUGCCCCCGACCCUUUGCAGUGGGUUAAAUCAUCAGUGCGCCCUUGAAGCUCUGGGAGACUCAAGUCCUCAGAGCCAGGGACGGCCCAGGGGACGGGUGUCUGCAAAGCUGGACUCCCAGGUCUCUGUCGUGCAGCGCCCGUGGCCCGCAGGCCCUUCCCACGAAGCUGUCCGAGGCCCUAGGGUCCAGCAGGGAGCUCCCCGGUGCAGUGUGGCUGGUCCCCAGCUCCCCAGAAGGCUUCAGCCUCCUCUGCCCACCCCCUCCCUGGGGGAUUUCUACCUCUUUGGGUCCUGCAAGGGUGAGAGGAGUCCCGAGCAUCCCCGGGACUCCUGGCACCUUCCCUUCGCCUGCGCCACCCGUCUUGACAAAUGGGCAAUGCACUGUGUCGCUGUGUAUUCCAGAAAUAUCACCACCGCUUGUUCUCAUGCAUUUUUUAAAGAAACCGUGAUUGCGCUUUGGAAAGCAGUGGCGCAUCGCGAACGACCUUGAACCGCUUUGCCCCUUCCUCGUUGUGUCCCGCUGAAGCCGUCCUGGGGGGCGGGGGGAGCUGCCCGCUGCUCCUGAUGCCCCGCCUGCCUCUCUGCAGAAGCACUGCGGAGUGCCCCGUGACUGGACAGCUGGCCUAGACUGUGCAGGAAGUUACCUCCUUACUUACCCAGUCAAGUUCACUGUCAGCAGACACGGUCCUCUGACAAGAGUACUGCGGUUUUAUACAGAUAAUUUGCAGACUUUUAUCUAAUGUGCACUCGUGUACAGAUAUUAAAAGUUUUAAGAUGUAACUGAGUAAUCAGUAUUUGAUCGUCUUGAUUUUUUUAUCAAAAUGUAUAUUUCUAAUGCUAUUUUUUAAAGCUGAGAGAACUGGCUGGGUGGAUGUUUUAUUUUCCUGAAGGUAUUUUUAAGAUAAAGCUUCACAAUGGCUGUGAUCUCUGCAGAUACAUGUAGUUUGAUACAUAUUGUUGCAUUUGGAAAUCUUGCGUAUUGUUACCCAGUUUUAUAUAAAAUGUUGAAUAGUGGGAAUUGUAUAAUUACAACUGUGUCAUUAAAAGGAUUAACCGAGCA